AUACAGCAGCGUGUUUCUCUCUAAAGCUUCCGUGUAGAAACGUUUAAUUCGAGGAGUUCCGUCAUCUCGAGAGCAGUGGGAUAUCAGAACAUAGACAUUUCAUUGUUGAAGUACAAACAUAAGGCGUUAAAGAGCGGGGCAAACGCUCACACGGGAAGCGGCAUGGACUGGAAAGACCAACGCUCAUGACAGCUGCAUAGAAACGGGGGAAAACUCUUUAUAUUAGGAUUAUGGUAGAUUCCAGUGGCCCACAGAAAGACUGGUACUCAAUACUGGGUGCCUGUCCAACAGAUGACAUUAAAGAACUGAAACAGAAGUAUCAGAAGCUCAUACUCAUGUUUCACCCGGACAAGCAGAGGCCAGACGUAUCAGAAGGUGAAGCGGAGCAGCACCUGCAGAGAUUCAUUGACGUUGACCAAGCUUGGAAGAUCUUGAGUAAUGAGGAGAGCAGGAAGGAGUACAACCUUCAGCUGCGGGCAAAUGAACUGAAACAGAGCUGGCCAGUGGACGCUCAUAUAACCCUCGACGACAUGAACUGGGAUUGUGACACUGAGUGUUAUACGUACAGCUGCCGCUGUGGAGGAGAAUUCAUCUUAGAGAAGGAUGACUUAAAAGAAAUGGAAAUGGUUGUGUGCUGCGAUUCCUGUUCGCUCAGCAUUGAAGUUAAGAAGGUUACAUGACAUUUUUGGCUAUGUUCAGCAAGAUUCUUAUUGGACUAUUAUUUAGCUCUUUUAAAAUGGCACAUAUUCUAUGGACACGGUUGAUUUAACAGGAAGUCAACCCCAUUCUUAACUAAAUGUGGCACCAAUGAGAAAGUAUUUAAUUAAAUAUUUAUUCAUGAAUUUAAUAGAGAUUACUUUUUUAAUUGUCUCCACAUAGAUAUUCAAAUCAACUACACUGUAAAAACCUUCCCAUUAUCCAUUUCUUUUCUUGUUUAAGAGCACAAAAUUUUCACUCACAUGUACCUUACAGCAAGUACAUCACCAAAUAACCAGAACUGGUUUCCAAAAUUGGGUCACACUAGACUCUGAGUGUCUCAGAAAGCCCUUUGGUUGUUUCCUCUGAGCUAGACGUGCUCUUUUACGGACCAG
Molecule: messenger RNA, 1091 nt
Organism: Sinocyclocheilus rhinocerous
Lineage: Eukaryota; Metazoa; Chordata; Actinopteri; Cypriniformes; Cyprinidae
Product: dnaJ homolog subfamily C member 24
Exons: 6
Coding region: 231-680 (149 amino acids)
Biological process (GO): positive regulation of ATP-dependent activity
Molecular function (GO): ATPase activator activity; ferrous iron binding
Source: RefSeq, a predicted model, not a curated record